AUUUCAUGGUCCUUUGUUUGCGGGUGUCUGAGAGACUGAGACAGUGAUAUGGCGUAUCUGAGAUUCUCACACGCAGCACCACAGCCACACCUCACACUAGGGUUUCCUUCACCACCUCAAUUUCUCUCUAUUGCUGCUCCAAAAUUCUCUCCCUCGUCUUCUACCAUCAGGUGCAAAGGUUUUAGUAGAUUGAUAGUGAAUCAGAGGCUGGUGACUGUUUUUGCAACAAAUCCCAACUCUGUAGGUGAAAAAUCACCCACAGAAGGAUCAGAUGUAAAUGAAACUAGCAAUGCUGCUCAAGGACCUCCUCUCCUUACUAUUCUGGCUGGAUUCUUUGUCCUUUUUGUUGUUUGUUGGAGCAUUUGGUCCAUUAUAACGUGGCUGAUAAGUUUAAUAGUUAAUGUACCUGCUCCAUAAUAAAUUUUAUUGUAAUGUUUGUUUGUAUUUUAAGCCACUGCACUAGUCCUUGUGCUCUUGGUCAUAGUUUUCUUUUUAUGCAUUUGGACUUGAUAGUAUAUUUGAGUGGUAAAAAUUCUGAAGUGAGCCAAAAGCAGGAUAAAAAACCUGAGCCCUGAGGAAUUGGCAAAGCCUAAUAUAUUUGUUCUGGGAGAGCUUAUGGUAACCCUCCUUUUAUUUUGGGUAACUAAAGUUAACAUAUAUUUGCGCUUA
Glycine soja is the source of this 669-nucleotide messenger RNA. RefSeq lists its product as uncharacterized. The record is from RefSeq and is a predicted model, not a curated record. Lineage: Eukaryota; Viridiplantae; Streptophyta; Magnoliopsida; Fabales; Fabaceae. The coding region runs from base 49 to 417 and encodes 122 amino acids. The transcript has 2 exons.